Cataglyphis hispanica is the source of this 3428-nucleotide messenger RNA. Its product is annotated as glucose dehydrogenase [FAD, quinone]. Gene Ontology annotation, molecular function: flavin adenine dinucleotide binding; oxidoreductase activity, acting on CH-OH group of donors. The record is from RefSeq and is a predicted model, not a curated record. The coding region runs from base 1295 to 3175 and encodes 626 amino acids. The transcript has 6 exons. NCBI's taxonomy places the organism in Eukaryota, Metazoa, Arthropoda, Insecta, Hymenoptera, Formicidae.
AGGCUGGAAGGGAACAACAGUGAAAAACGGGACCAAGCUGGUAAUCAGAAGGAAGAUUAUCAGUUCAUUGGACAAAGAGAAAAAUUGAAAGAGAAAGAGAGAGGCGAAUCGAUGACCGUUAUGCGUCACAUCCAUGGAAGAGAGUCCGGAAACCUGUCUGUGUAUACGACCGAUAUACCAAUGAAAUACAGGCGAGUAGUCAAGGCUGAAGCAAAGUCAUGGUCAGUGUUACUCUCUUCUCCGAGUUAGAUGAUUCAUUUUGUCUCCUCUUUUGUCGAUAAUUAAUCGAUAAUUAUAAAUUUCGAGAUCUAUCGAUAUCAUCUCGCGAAGAAAUUUCUUGUUUAAGUUGAUACAAUUAUGGAGUGGAAAAAUCAUUUCUCUCUUCGAACAAUCACAUAUUUGCUCGUCAAAUUUUUUUGCUGAAUAUAUAUAUAUUGAUAGUGUAAUAAAUAUUAGUUAGUGUAAUAAUGUCCGUGUUGAUAUCGUCAAAUCUACAUUAGUGCAUCAAAAUACAAACAAAAAGAACGGAUUAAUCUUGACAUAGCUUGAAUGAGGACAGGAAAAAGAAAGCAAGUAAACCAAUUUGCAAAUCGUUUAGUUCGUGUUAGAAAUCCGUUCGAUCCGAGCAACCCGAUAUAAGCAAGGCUUCACAUUUUUCUCUUGAUUUUUUUAUCUUUAUUCACAUUUUAAUGGUGCUUCUCUUUUCUGAUUUAAGUAAAUUCUUAAUAUGUUUGGAGUAAAUAUCACGUAUCUUUUUAUAUCAACUAUCUGAAACAGAUAAAAUUUUCAAAUAAACGUGCAUUAUCUAAACUAUAUAUAAUUGAAAGACAAUUUACAAACGUGUGUUAUUUGAACAAUUAUUUGAAUAAAAUUCAUCUUCAAAAGAUGACCAAGAAUUACUUAAUGUAUGCUAAUCAGUCAUCAAAUUCAAAAAUAUUAUGAAAUUACUGAACGUAUUUUUUUAUCAGUAGCAAAAUUUAGAUAAAUUAGAUAAUUUCUUUUAAAUUUGAAAUCUCAUAUAUAUGCCAAAGUUAGUUUAAAAUUAUUUAACAGUUGAAAGUUUCACGAGUAAUUGAUAUUCACUUCGCAUCGAGAUCGUACAGAUUGAGCCAGGUGAACUGACUCUUCGUCAAUUUCUAAUGUGAUGGUUGCGCAGAUAUUAGUUUCAUUCCAGCAAUACAGUGAGUUGGUUUGUGUCGUGAUCUAUCUCGUUAUGAAAGACACAUUGAUGAAAGUACAUGCUUAGAGCUCACUAGUCCAGUGCACUAGUAAAAAACGCUACGGCUAAAAUAGAAUGGGUGUCGAAAGCAUUUUAGCAGGAAGUUUAACUUCAGCCUCCAGCGGGCUGUCAUGGUUCUUUCCGAUUCUUGCUGCUGCGCUUGUCUACUUCCAAUACGAAGUUUUAGACAAUGAAGCGUCGCCGAUCAACAUGCCAUCGGAGGUGCUACUGCCUACUUAUCAUUUUAUAGUGGUAGGCGGUGGUAGUGCAGGAGCUGUAGUCGCUAGCCGUCUAUCUGAGAUCGAAGAUUGGAACGUAUUAUUGCUGGAAGCAGGCGGUGACGAAACGGAGAUUUCAGACGUGCCUUUACUUGCGGGUUAUCUACAACUUAGUCAACUGGAUUGGCAAUAUAAAACAGAACCACAAGAUGAUGUUUGUUUAGCGAUGGAGAAUAAGCGUUGCAAUUGGCCACGUGGAAAAGUGAUCGGGGGAUCAAGUGUGCUAAAUUACAUGCUCUAUAUUAGAGGCAAUAGGCGUGACUAUGAUAUAUGGGAGCAGCAAGGUUGUACCGGUUGGGGCUCGCGCGACGUCCAGUACUACUUCAAAAAAUCUGAGGACAACAAAAAUCCUUAUUUAAUUCGCACCCCGUAUCAUGCGAGCGGCGGAUACCUGACUGUUCAGGAGGCACCGUGGCACACACCUCUGGCCGCAGCUUUUGUUCAGGCCGGCCAAGAGAUGGGCUACGAGAAUCGCGAUAUUAAUGGCAAGUAUCAGACCGGUUUCAUGAUCGCUCAAGGUACCAUCAGACAUGGUAGUCGUUGUUCAAGUGCGAAAGCGUUUCUCAGACCGGCCAGACUCAGGAAGAAUUUGCACGUGGCAAUGCACACACACGUGACUAAAGUGCUGGUGCACCCCCAAUCAAAGCGUACUUAUGGAGUAGAGUUUGUCAGAGAUGGUAAGGUGUUUCGGAUACGCGCGAGCAAAGAGAUAAUCUUAUCUGCGGGCGCGAUUAAUUCUCCGCAACUAUUAAUGUUAAGCGGAAUUGGGCCAAAGGAACAUUUGCAGGAGCUCGGGAUUCCCGUGAUUCAAGACAGCAGGGUCGGCUACAAUCUUCAAGAUCAUGUUGGCUUGGGUGGACUCGCAUUCUUAAUCAACAAGGAAAUUUCGAUAAUACAGAAUCGGUUGCAAAAUAUACAAACAGCGAUGCAGUACGCGGUGUUAGGCGAUGGACCUCUAACAGUUUUAGGUGGCGUAGAAGGUGUUGCUUUCGUCAAUACUAAAUAUACGAACGCCUCGUUAGACUUUCCCGAUAUCGAGCUGCAUUUUGUAUCUGGCUCAACUAAUUCGGACAACGGUGCGCAAAUCAGAAAGAUACAUGGAUUAACGAAGCAUUUUUAUGACGCGGUUUUCGGGCCGAUCAGCAACAAAGAUGCGUGGAGCGUGAUUCCUAUGCUGCUACGACCGAAGAGUCGCGGUAUGAUUAAAUUACGUAGUACGAAUCCGUUUGAUCAUCCCGCCAUUUAUCCGAACUAUUUUAAAAAUCGGGAAGAUAUGGCCACAUUGAUCGAAGGAGUAAAGAUCAGCGUGGCCCUGAGCAGAACCAAUGCUUUUAAACGAUUCGGAAGCGAAUUAAACUCGCAACAGUUUCCAGGAUGCAAACAUAUUCCGAUGUUUACCGAUGAAUAUUGGGAAUGCAUGAUUAGACAUUAUAGCGUAACGAUUUACCACCCUGUGGGCACUUGUAAAAUGGGAGCUUAUUCGGAUCCCGAGGCCGUUGUCGAUCCACAACUCAGGGUCUAUGGUAUCGCUGGGCUUCGCGUGAUUGACGCCUCGAUCAUGCCGAAUAUUGUGAGCGGAAACACGAACGCGCCGACAAUCAUGAUCGGCGAGAAAGGCGCCGACAUGAUUAAAGAAUAUUGGUUGAAACAAAACAUUAUGUCUACGAAUGUUGAAUAAUAAUAUCUUGUCAAAGAAAAUGUUGAAGAAAUCAUUGAGAUAUCUGCAAUAGAAAGAUUAAUAAACAACUAAGAAUAACUUAGAGCUGCUUAUGAAUAUUUCAGUUGUGAGAUACUCAGGAUUUCUAUAAUAUUUGCUCUCAAAUUGUUGUAAAAUUAUUGUACUUAACAUAUUAGAUAUAUGAAAUGUUGUAGAGAGAAAGAAAGAAGAGAGAGAAUGAGCGAGCACGUGCAUAUUGUAAUAUAAUGUUAUU